Closterium sp. NIES-65 is the source of this 2588-nucleotide messenger RNA. The record is from the annotation of a GenBank genome assembly. Lineage: Eukaryota; Viridiplantae; Streptophyta; Zygnematophyceae; Desmidiales; Closteriaceae.
AUGAAUGCCAUACUAGCGGAGCCUCCCCCAGAGAUCCGCAGAGAAGUUGGGGAAGUGGGGAGUGGAACGGGAAGGGGAGGAGGGGUUUGCUUCAACAAUCCUCCCUCUCCCCCUUCUGCCCUCUCUUCCCCCAACGUAACUCCCCCAGUUGUUACUCGUCCCACAAUCAGCACUGGCACAGUCAGCGGCGCAGACGCGCUCACGAUGCUGCUGGCAGGGAAUGACAUCGGUAUCGUGCGCCGCCGAGACACCACCCCUGCUGCUGCUGCUGCUGCUGGUGCUGCUGCUGGUGCUGCUGCUGCUGCUGGUGCUGCUGCUGCUGCUGGUGCUGCUGCUGGUGCUGGUGCUGGUGCUGGUGGUGCUGCUGCUGCUGCUGCUGCUGCUGCUGCUGCUGCUGCUGCUGCUGCUGCUGCUGCUGCUGCUGCUGCUUCUGCUGCUGCUGCUGCUGCUGCUGCUGCUGCUGCUGCUGCUGCUGCUGCUGCUGCUGCUGCUGUUGCUGCUUCUGCUGCUGCUGCUUCUGCUGCUGCAGCUUCUGGUGUUACUCGUCCCACGAUCAACACCGGCACGGUCAGCGGCACAGACGCGCUCACAACGCUGCUGGCAGGCAAUGACAUCCUUACUCGUCCCACGAUCAACACCGGCACGGUCAGCGGCACAGACGCCCUCACAACGCUGCUGGCAGGGAAUGACAUCGUUACUCGUCCCACGAUCAACACGGGCACAGUCAGCGGCACAGACGCGCUCACAACGCUGCUGGCAGGGAAUGACAUCCGUAUAGUGCGCCGCCGAGACACCACCCCUGCUGGUGGUGGUGGUGGUGGUGGUGGUGGUGGUGGUGGUGGUGGUGGUGGUGCUAGUGGUGGUGGUGGUGGUGCAAGUGGUGCAUCAGGCAGUGGAAUUGAGCGACAGAACGAGCUGGUGGCGGCCCAGCAGCAGCAGAAGAAGAAAGGCGGAGGCACACCCACUGCUGCCGCCGCUGCAGCCAGCAGCAGGGCCGUGUGGGCGCCAACCAACGACCCAGCAGCCAUGCUGCAAGCGAAACUCGAUGUCGAAAUGCCUCAGUUCAAGUCCCGCCCCCCUGCUGCUGCCUCUGCCGCCGCCGCUGCCGCUGCCAAGGGGGAACUCUGGCGCAAAAAAAGCUCCGCCCUGGGGGAAUCAGGGGAAACUCUGCAGGAAAAAAGGGCGGUUUUGCAAGUGUCCCAGUCUACGCGGGUGUACGGCGGUCCGGUGAUGGAAGGGAGGAAUGUGGGCAGGGUGAAGAGUGGAGGAGAGGCAGGGAUUGGAUUGCUGCUGGCGCUGCUGACCCACUCUGUGAGCCCAUCUUCCACUGUUGCUUGUUUUGAGUCGACUUUUGUGUCGACUCAGAACACGACUGCUGCUGGCGCUGCUGAACCACUCUCCUGGCGUGCAUCAAGUGGGGAGGGGGCGGCCAAGGCAGCAGCAGAGGCGGCUGCAGUCGAAGCCCCUCACUGCAGUCGAAGCCCCUCACUGCAGUCGAAGCCCCUCACUGCAGUCGAAGCCCCUCACUGCAGUCGAAGCCCCUCACUGCAGUCGAAGCCCCUCACUGCAGUCGAAGCCCCUCACUGCAGUCGAAGCCCCUCACUGCAGUCGAAGCCCCUCACUGCAGUCGAAGCCCCUCACUGCAGUCGAAGCCCCUCACUGCAGUCGAAGCCCCUCACUGCAGUCGAAGCCCCUCACUGCAGUCGAAGCCCCUCACUGCAGUCGAAGCCCCUCACUGCAGUCGAAGCCCCUCACUGCAGUCGAAGCCCCUCACUGCAGUCGAAGCCCCUCACUGCAGUCGAAGCCCCUCACUGCAGUCGAAGCCCCUCACUGCAGUCGAAGCCCCUCACUGCAGUCGAAGCCCCUCACUGCAGUCGAAGCCCCUCACUGCAGUCGAAGCCCCUCACUGCAGUCGAAGCCCCUCACUGCAGUCGAAGCCCCUCACUGCAGUCGAAGCCCCUCACUGCAGUCGAAGCCCCUCACUGCAGUCGAAGCCCCUCACUGCAGUCGAAGCCCCUCACUGCAGUCGAAGCCCCUCACUGCAGUCGAAGCCCCUCACUGCAGUCGAAGCCCCUCACUGCAGUCGAAGCCCCUCACUGCAGUCGAAGCCCCUCACUGCAGUCGAAGCCCCUCACUGCAGUCGAAGCCCCUCACUGCACCCGGCGUGCAUCAAGUGGGGAGGGGGCGGCCAAGGCAGCAGCAGAGUCUUUUCAGCAAGCAGGUGCACGGCGUGCAUCAAGUGGGGAGAGGGCGGCCAAGGCAGCAGCAGAGGCGGCGACAACGGGCGGGCAGAGGAUGAUUCGCGUGUGGGAGAGGAUGAAACGCAUCAUCCCCAGCAACCCCUCCUCUGCCGCCACUGCUGCUGCCUCCGAUGCCGCUGCUGCUGGUGGCGAUAGCAGCAGCAAUUUCCUACCAGAGGCAUGUCAUCGCAGCCAUCUCAGCCAGUCGCUCUCGGCCGGACUGAUCCCAGCCGACCAGAGGGGUCCCUCCUGGAUUGCCAUGGCAUGCUCCGACCAUGAGGACGAUCUCAUCAAUCGCACCAGCUACACACUGCUCAAGGAACGCGCUGCCUCUGCCCCUCCCACUAC